Messenger RNA from Coffea arabica (coffee), 3816 nucleotides. RefSeq names its product putative late blight resistance protein homolog R1A-3. The record is from RefSeq and is a predicted model, not a curated record. NCBI's taxonomy places the organism in Eukaryota, Viridiplantae, Streptophyta, Magnoliopsida, Gentianales, Rubiaceae. Gene Ontology annotation, biological process: defense response to other organism. Gene Ontology annotation, molecular function: ADP binding.
UCCACCUUGUUGCCAAUAAUUGAUUGUCUCAAUACUCUUCAGAAGAAGAAAAGCAAAGAAGUAAUUCUCAGGAAAGAAAUACUUGCUGGCUCUGCAAUUAGUGAGAUUUGCUUCUCUCUUAAAAUUUGAGACCAAAAUCCCUGCAUAAGAGAUGGAGAUGGUCUCCACUUGCAGCAUCGAUCGGGUCUUACUUGAUCUAGAGUUGCUCCUGAACAGCUUCCGAAGCCGGGAUGAUCCUUACCAUGAUCGGGUCUUACUUGAUCGUGUUCGUGAUGCAAUCAAACGCAUGAAAUUUCUCAAAACAUUUGUUAUCUGUGCAAGAAAGUGGAGCCACUGCAAUGAUUUGUACUUGGAAUCUGAUAAUGUAGUGAAGAAGGUGAGUCUUCCAUCUUUCUUAUCUUGCAUUGAAGAUACCGUUCACUCUCUUUUCCUUGUGUUGAAAUCUGAUGCACGUGACGUACGUUAUGUUGGCAAUGAAGUGUUCCCCAAAUUGUUGAAACAAAUCAAAUCAUUUAAGCAAGAAAUCAUCCAAGUUUACUUCACUUUGGCGAGCAGCAGAUCAUUGGAAUCAAAUUCUUGCAUGCCAGCUGAUGAACUAAUAGAAUUUAUCGACCUUAUUCUACAAAAUCUAGCGGAUUUAACAACUAGCGAUUUGUGUAUUUUUGAUAUGGAUCCCCAAGUUAUUGCUCAAUUCCAAGCCCUUGAAGAAAAGCUAACAUUCUUGAAAAGCUUCAUACCCUUUGCCAAAUUGCGAGGAACUGCAGAUAUUCCUGCUUUGCUAUUGGCUCACUUUGAAGUGAUGGCUUUGAACGCAGCACGCCUCUCUUACAUGUGUUCUUUUUGGGAUGAUGAGGAACGGCACAAUCCUGAGUUCUGCUCCAUGAUAUAUGAGCAACAACAGAAAAUCACAGCUGUUGAUUUUCAAGUCUUUGGGAUUCACAUGGAAGUUCUUAGAGCUACAAGGUCCUCAAAAUCAUUGCAUGAUAGAAUGAUGGAUAAGCAGAUAUUGAACAACUUCAAUGAUUCUCUGAUAAGUUGUCUCUGGGAGCUGUUAUGCUGCAGCUCUAGCUUUGUGGAUUCUAUGAAAGAUGAAAUGCGAAUACUCUAUGCAGGACUGAGGUUUUUGAGAAGCAUUUUAAGGGAGCUGCAGGAGAAGAUGGAUGAGCAAAACGAAAAAAUUGGUGCUCUUCUUAGUGAGGCAGGCAUUAUAAUUUGCUCGCCCUCUCUAAACGGAGUGAAGGAAGGAGAAGUUAGAUUCUCAGAAUCCACAGAGGCCCUUGACUGUUAUGAUAUGCUGGCUAAUACCAACAUCCAUAUCAAGCAUUUUAAGGAUCAGAUCAGUGGCUCAAGCAUUAUUGAAAGUCUUCCUUCCUUUCAUAGCUUAAGAGCGCCAGAAGUUAGCAAGACUUCCAGCCACAUGCUAUCAAAAGGUAAAAUGCCAAUAGCCCAUGAAGUCAUGGUUGGUCUUGAUGAUGAGGCAGGAGAAGUAAUUGAACGACUUAUAUGGGGACCAGAACAUGUGGAAAUUGUUCCCAUUGUGGGAAUGGCUGGGCUUGGUAAGACAACUUUAGCCCAAAAAGUUUACAAUGAUAGUUCAGUAAUCUGUAACUUCCACAUUCGUCUUUGGUGUACUGUUUCUCAAGCCUAUAACAUGAAAAAUGUGUUACUUCAAAUUUUGUGCUCUGAAGGCAAACAUUCCAGGAUGGAUGAUGAGUUUCAAAAUCUGGAUGAACAUGCGCUGCUUGAAAAGCUCUACAAAAAGCUAAAGGAGAAUCGGUAUCUUGUUGUUUUUGAUGAUGUCUGGGACAUUAAGGUAUGGAAUGAGCUGAGAAUUUCAUUCCCGGAUGACAAGAAAGGAAGUAAAAUCAUCUUCACGAGCCGAUUUUCUAAUGUGGCUUCACAGGUUGAAUAUGGGGGGAAACCUCACUAUCUUCGCCCGCUCGGUGAGAAAGAAAGUUUUGAAUUACUGCAGAAGAAGGUUUUUGGAAAAGAAGAUUGUCCUCAAGCAUUGCAUGGGUUGGGAAUGGAGAUUGCCGAAAAGUGCAGGGGAUUGCCACUUGCACUCGUUGUUGUAGCUGGGGUCCUAGCAACUAUAGAGCAUGAUAUUUGGGUUUGGGAAAAAUUUGCUAAAAGUUUAACUUUAACCAUGGUGUCUGGUACAGACCAGUGCAAGAAGUCGUUGGAGCUCAGUUAUGAGCAUUUACCAUAUCACUUGAAGGCAUGCCUGCUGUAUUUUGCUGCAUUUCGAGAAGAUGAAAAAAUUAGUGCGGAGAAUUUGAUGCGUCUCUGGAUUGCAGAAGGGUUUGUGGAAAAAAUUGAAGGAAAGAGAUCAGAGGGCAUUGCAGAAGAAUAUCUGAUGGACCUUAUUGGUCGAAACUUAGUUAUGGUAAGUAAAAGCAGAUCCAUUGGUGGAGUCAAAACUUGUUACAUUCACGAUUUGAUAUUUGAGUUCUGUAAGGGCGAGGCGAAAGAAAAGAAUUUUCUUCAGGUUUUGCGAGGAUAUGAUGAGCUUUCUACCUUUAAUGAGCCUCCCAACCUACCUCGGUUGUCCAUUUGCUCCAGUGGAGAAGAUUUUAGGAAGUCAAAGCUAUUUUGCCCAUAUUUAGGUACUCUAUUCGUUGAUGGUACUCCAGGAUAUAAUGAGUUUCAGUUCCAUAACAUCUCCUUCCUUUUUUACAUCUACAAACAUCUUAAAGUUCUGAAGUUAGAGGGCAUUAACCUAAGGCUGAAAGAGCUUCCAACUGAAGUCGAAUCACUUCUUUGUUUAAGGUACUUAGCCCUUGAAGCAGAGCGCAUGAAAUUCAUUCCACCAUCUAUAGCCAAGCUCUCACAUUUGGAAACCUUCUGUCUGGAUUCUACAGCGGUUGUUUCAUUGCCAGAUAGCAUCUGGAACAUGAAGAAGUUGAUGCAUGUACAUGUAAGACCCGUUUUUGAUAUUCGUCUGUCUUCCAACGACAAUGUUGUUGAAAACCUCUCUACUUUACCCAAUUUAGACACACUCUCUACUCUGUUUCUUUAUCGUGACAUUGAGAACAUAUUGAGAAGGAUUCUCAACGUUCGCCGACUUAAAAUUUUAUAUGUGCGGCAACAAAAUAGAGUAUGCUGCAACAUGAGUCGACUAGUAUGCCUAGAAUCACUCACCUUAGAUGGCCACGGCUCCUUUGAUUCGCUGGAAUAUGUGGAGCUUUCUUUUCCCAUGAAUUUGAAGAAGUUGUGUCUUUUCAAUCUGGGUCUUCCCUGUAGAAAAAUGUCAUUGAUUGAACAACUACCCAAUCUUGAAGUCCUCAAAUUAAGACAGUGGUCAAUGGAGGGCCAAAAAUGGGAGCUGAUGGAAGGAGGAUUCCCUAAACUCAAGGUCUUGACAUUAGAAGAUGUAAAGGUUAUGGAGUGGGCACAGACAGACCCUGACAGUGAUGAUUACUUCCCGUGCCUUCAGCAAUUAAAUCUCUACGGAAUUUCUAAUUUGGAAAUGGUGCCUGCUUGUUUAGGCCGUAUAUCAACUCUUGAAACAAUUAGAGUGCUACGUUGUGUAGAUGGUGUCAAAUCUUUGGCACGGGAAAUUGAAGAAGCACAAAAAAAUUAUGGAAAUGAGAAUCUGAAGAUCAUCAUCAUAGAUUGAAGGGCAUCAGCUGGUUCAAUAUCUGGGAGUGCUUCGGUUGGUUUUUCCUCUUGAGAUUGUAAUUGGUCAUCUGCGUGGUCUGGCUUUCUUUGGUGCUUUUGUGGAAAAUUGAGGUAAAAGUUGAAAGGAUCGAUGGCUCUUUUCUUGUCAAAAUAUGGUGGAAACAAUCAAUGAGAUUAUUCUGAUAUUUUGCUGUU